Molecule: messenger RNA, 1416 nt
Organism: Encephalitozoon hellem ATCC 50504
Lineage: Eukaryota; Fungi; Microsporidia; Unikaryonidae
Product: translation elongation factor EF-1 alpha
Exons: 1
Coding region: 1-1416 (471 amino acids)
Biological process (GO): translation
Molecular function (GO): GTP binding; GTPase activity
Source: RefSeq, a predicted model, not a curated record
AUGGCUACAAAGAUUGAGGAUGAUACUAAACCGCGUCUGAACGUCUGCUUCAUAGGGCACGUUGACUCUGGAAAGAGCACCACGGUGGGAAUGCUUUCAUACCAGCUGGGGGCAGUUGACAAGAGGGAGAUGGAGAAGUAUGAGAAGGAGGCUGCCUUGAACAACAAGGACACAUUCUAUCUUGCAUACUUAACUGACAAGACCGAUGCCGAGAGGAAGAGAGGAAUUACAAUUACAACCACGCUUGUAAAUCUUCCUACGGAGAAGUUCAACAUCAACAUUCUUGACUGCCCUGGGCACAAGGACUUUGUGAAGAACAUGGUAACUGGAGCAUCACAGGCUGAUGUUGCAGUUGUGAUUGUCCCUGCAUCUGGAUUUGAAUCAUGUAUUGGUGUUGGAGGGAUGCUGAAGACACACAUCAUGAUUUCUGGAAUUCUUGGAUGUGAGAAGCUGAUUAUCUGUGUCAACAAGAUGGACGAGAUUCCUGAGGACAAGAGAGAAGAGAAGUUCAAGGAAGUGUCUGCUGAGAUGCUUAGAAUUGUGAAGAGGAGUCACAAGGACAAGAACCCCAUUGUUAUUCCUAUAUCUGCAUUCAAGGGAAUCAAUCUUACCAAGAAGGGAGAGAGCUUCAAAUGGUUUGGAGGAUGGAAGGAGAAGGAAGGCGCACCGCUUAUACACACACUUGAGGAAGCACUUGACUACCAGAAUGUUCCUGAGAGGCACAACGACAAGCCUCUGAGAAUGCCGAUCACUAAGGUCUGCUCGAUUGCAGGAGUUGGUAAGAUCUUUACUGGGCGUGUGGAGUAUGGUACCAUCACACCAAACCUCAAGAUCUCCAUUCAGCCUGCAGGUGUUGUUGGGGAGACCAGGUCUGUUGAAAUCCACAACAAGCCAAGGUCUAUGAUUCCAUGUGGAGAGAACUGUGGAGUUGCGCUUAAGGGAGGAGUUACUGGAGACCUUGAAAAGGUUGAUGCAGGGCAUGUUAUCUCUGCCAAUGAUGAGAACAAGGCCAUAGCAUACCCUGGAGCAAAGAUCAGAACUAUUGUCGUUGGUAGGCCAAAGGGAUUGUCGCCGGGAUAUACUCCACAGAUUAACUUUGGGAACUGCCACUCUCCAGGAAGAAUUGCCAAGAUUCUUUCCAAGGUGGUUGGAAAGGAGGUUCAUGAAUCUCCCGAAAACGUUGCAAAUGGAGAGACAUUCGUUGGUAUUGUUGUUUUCCAGAAGCCAUUGGUUGUUGACAGAAUGGAGAGAUUCCAGAACCUGGCAAAGUUUGCUCUUAUGGACAGCAAUGGUGUUGUGGGUAUCGGAAACGUUAUGGAGCCUCUCACCCGUGAACAACUUCUCAAGGACUAUGAGAUUGAUAUAGCUGAGGACCCCAAGGCAGCUAAGAAAGCAGCAUCCAAGAAGAAGGCAUGA